This is a messenger RNA of Porites lobata, 734 nucleotides long. Lineage: Eukaryota; Metazoa; Cnidaria; Anthozoa; Scleractinia; Poritidae. The record is from the annotation of a GenBank genome assembly.
AUGUCCGACCGUGUGGCGCUUCCUCUGCCCUCAGGAAACGUACAAACACGUGUGUUUCGGAGCAAUUCUUUCAACCCUCCUCCGCCGCUGGGAUGUCAUCGCUCUCGAAGAACGCUAAGUCUUCCUUCACGAGAGAAGCCGCUCAUUCCUCCGGUAAUUUCGGAAAAUCCUGAAUGUUCCCGACAAGAAAGCGAACAGUAUCGUCAGGAACUAUUGACGUCGCCGCAACCGCAGCAACCGCAAAUACUAAUAGACUGUUGCGAGCACGAAGUUGGUGAGCAAUUUUAUAUUUUGGGGUGAUACAGACAGUGAGAUCUACUCAAAUUCCGUGCCAGAAUGCAUGCAAUUUUAUCUUCUAUCUUAUAGUAGAAGAUAUUGUACAUAAAAAUUGCGUUAAGAAGUAGCUUGACUAAAUUUAGUUAAAAGCACGACCACUACUGCAUAAAGAAGGCCUCCAGUCGUAGGGGUAUAACUAAUUCCAUAGCUGAGAAGCCGUCAAAGGUUGUAAGCUCUAAGCGUAGACAAGGCGCGUCUGAGAGAGUGGGCUACAGCUGGGGUUAGGGGAAUGAGUGUCGGUUCACAGUUCAAACUACAUUUACAACGUUUAAUUACGUAUUGUUUUUCGUUUAGGUUGGCUUAGUCCUGUCCUAGGAUUAUUCUUCAGCAUUCUACUAUACAUUUGGGCAUGCCUACUCUCUAUAUCUGUUCAAGACAAAGACACAUUUGCUGUGUAA